GGAACUUUCUGUUGGACGAGGGUCCACAGCACCAGUUGGUGGAGGGGCUUUUGCCAAAAUUAACACAGUGGAGCCCUGGGAUGGGAAGGAUGGCGAGCUCCCAGCCGAAGAGGAUAUCGACCUCAGUGAUGUCGAUCUUGAUGAUUGGGAUACUCAGAAGGAUGAAUUGUGAGAGCUUGAAGAGAACUUGGUUUCUUGAGAGAGAACAUCGGGCAGUAGUCUGGGAUUGGAAUGGAAGAACGUUUUGCACCACACGGAUCUACCAGUGACUUUUUCUUUUGCCAAGAGAGAAACUGUUGGAGACGUGGUCAUCCGUGAACUGAGCAUCUCUUAAGAAAAAAAGAAAAUAUCUCACAAAUUCUAUGAAUUUUUUUUAUUGAGUGUAAAUUGUAUCCGGCGUAGCAGAUAUUUUGAGAACAACACUGAUCUUUCAUUGAAAUGCUCUUGAGGGUUUUAUUCUUUUUUUCUUUUGCUUUUUUAAAAUCUAGCUGACGUGGUGGUCAAUUGUAACUUGAGACUUUUGUUGUACUUAGUUUUCAAAUGUGAUCUUUUUUUCUCCUCCCCCCACAGUAUAGCUUCCAUUUCAAUGAAAGAAUAAAACAAUAUUUUUGACUCGG
Molecule: messenger RNA, 617 nt
Organism: Thamnophis sirtalis
Lineage: Eukaryota; Metazoa; Chordata; Lepidosauria; Squamata; Natricidae
Source: RefSeq, a predicted model, not a curated record